Cooperia oncophora is the source of this 480-nucleotide messenger RNA. The record is from the annotation of a GenBank genome assembly. NCBI's taxonomy places the organism in Eukaryota, Metazoa, Nematoda, Chromadorea, Rhabditida, Trichostrongylidae.
AUGAAAACGUUCGAGGAUGUGUGCGGCAGGGACACUUUAGCAAUUUUUCCACCUGGUCAUUUCUUCCAGCCUGACAAAGGUUUUGUAAGAUAUUAUCAGCCGGCAUGGGUUGACUACCGUCUGGCCACGCAUGAACAAGACCUGAAGCUUAUCCACGACACUUUGGUCAAUGCGGUGAUCAAGCGCCUUAUGUCAGAUGCACCUCUGGGGAUCCUACUUUCUGGUGGACUUGACUCGAGUCUUGUCAGGUUCGUGAACAACGAGGAGUAUUUUGAGUCAGGCUCUCCAGACUUCAUCAAUUUCAGUUCAAUUGCGGCACGUGAAAUGAAGCGACGCGGUCUGGUAGUUCACUCUUUUUCCAUUGGGGUCGAUCAUCUGUCUCCUGAUAUCAUCGCUGCCCGAAAAGUGGCUAAGCACAUUGGAACCCAUCACCAUGAAUUUCACUUCAGCGUUCAGGAAGGUCUUAAAGAACCUCCGUAA